GUGCCCUUAGUGUGGUGACAGGCCUAAAGAAACCGAUCUCUAAUUCCAUUGAAACAUAUCAGGUAAUUAUUCAAUUGUAGGGUAGUAGCAUUGCAUAAUUACCUUACCAAAAGAAUGGGAAGGAAAGUCACUCUUGCAACGUGUUCGUUGGAUCAGUGGGCGUUGGAGUUUGACGGCAACUUUGAGAGAAUACUGAAAAGUAUUGAGAUUGCUAAAGAAAAUGGAGCCAAAUACAGACUGGGCCCAGAGCUGGAAAUUUGUGGGUAUGGUUGUGCGGACCACUUUCAUGAAUCGGAUACAUUGCUACACUGUUUUGAAGUUCUCAAGAAGCUUCUGGAGUCUCCCAUUACCCAAGACAUUAUUUGUGACGUGGGAAUGCCCAUCAUGCAUCGCAAUGUACGCUACAACUGCCGGGUGAUUUUUCUCAACAGACAAAUCCUACUGAUUCGGCCAAAGAUGCUGAUGGCCAACCAUGGCAUCUACAGAGAGAUGCGUUGGUUCUCACCCUGGACAAAGUUUCGGACUGUAGAGGAGUACUUUCUGCCAAGAAUGAUCCAGCAGGUCACAGGGCAGGAUACAGUCCCAUUUGGAGACUGCGUGCUCUCCACCAGGGAUACCUGUAUUGGUACAGAGAUGUGUGAAGAGUUAUGGCACCCCUCUAGCCCUCAUAUUCAGAUGGGUCUUGAUGGUGUCGAAAUCUUUACAAAUUCCUCUGCAAGCCACCAUGAGCUCCGCAAAGCAAACCAGAGACUCAACUUGAUCAAGUCAGCUACAGCCAAGAGUGGAGGUAUUUACCUGUAUGCAAAUCAGAGAGGAUGUGAUGGAGAUCGACUUUAUUAUGAUGGCUGUGCCAUGGUGGUCAUCAACGGGGACGUUGUGGCACAUGGAGCACAGUUUUCCUUAACUGAGGUGGAGGUGAUAUCAGCCACUUUGGAUCUUGAGGAUGUGCACUGCUAUAGAGGAGAGUCAUGUCAGCUGCAGAUGGGUAGUGAAUCCAAACAGUGUUAUAGGAUCAAAGUGGACUUUUCUUUAUCCAGUAAUGAUGAUAUCUGCCUCCCCAUCUACCAACCAAUAACAUGGAACUUGCAUACACCAGAGGAAGAAAUUAGCCUUGGGCCAGCCUGCUGGCUGUGGGACUACCUAAGGAGAAGUGGACAGGCAGGCUUUCUGUUGCCUUUGAGUGGUGGUGUUGAUAGCUCCUCUGUUGCCUGUAUUGUCUACUCUAUGUGUGUGCAAGUCUGCAAGGCCAUAGAAAACGGCGAUAACCAGGUGCUGCAAGAUGUUCGCAGAUUAGUUGGGAAUGAAACCUACUUUCCUCAGCAACCAAGGGAGCUCUGUCGUCUUAUCUUUACUACUUGCUACAUGGGCAGUGAAAACUCAUCAGCGGACACUUGCAACCGUGCCAAAGAGUUGGCCAGCCAGAUUGGGAGCACACACAUGAACAUUAAUAUAGACAUGGCGGUAAAAGGCAUCCUGGGCAUCUUUUCACUGGUGACUGGGAAGUGGCCUCAAUUCCGCGCCAAUGGAGGAAGCCACAGGGAAAACUUGGCGCUGCAGAAUGUCCAGGCGAGAGUAAGGAUGGUCCUGGCUUACUUGUUCGCCCAACUGAGUCUGUGGAGUCGAUUAAAACCAGGUGGCUUACUGGUGCUUGGCUCAGCCAAUGUAGAUGAGAGUCUGACAGGUUAUUUUACAAAGUAUGACUGCUCCAGUGCUGAUAUUAAUCCAAUUGGAGGUAUUAGCAAAAAUGACCUGAAGGGCUUCCUACAGUUCUGUGUGAGACAAUUCCAGCUCACAGCUCUGAAAAGCAUCCUGGCUGCUCCACCCACAGCUGAAUUAGAGCCUCUGACUGACGGACAGGUGUCACAGACAGAUGAGGCUGACAUGGGGAUGACCUAUUCAGAGUUGUCAGUAAUUGGACGACUGAGGAAGAUUUCUAAAUGUGGACCUUUCAGCAUGUUCUGUAAACUCAUUCACAUGUGGAAGGAUGUGCUGUCACCCACAGAGGUUGCACAGAAGGUUAAGCACUUCUUCAGAAUGUACUCGAUGAACCGCCAUAAGAUGACAACUGUGACUCCAUCCUACCAUGCUGAGAGCUAUAGUCCUGAUGAUAAUCGCUUUGACCUGCGCCCUUUCCUCUACAACACACGCUGGAACUGGCAGUUUCAGUCUAUUGACAAUCAGAUAUCACAAAUGGCAGCAAAGAAGCAAAUAUAACAAAGGUGUUCAUUUCCAAUGAAUACAUGUGCAGGUCAACACAUUCAAUAUUUUGUUGGUCUGCUUUGUACUAAGAUCCAAGCACAAUGCAGCACAGGAAAUAACUGUUCAAGCAACUGCAAUUGCAUUUUGUUUAGUUUAAUGAAAUUGCCACCUAGACCAAUAAAUGAGAUUACAAUUGUCUAUAAAAACAGAAGAUAUGGGAUUCAUCAAAAAUAGCUGUUUUCUGAUUUUCAAGACUGGUCAAUUGAUUGUUCAAUUUUUAAUUCAUCUGAAUUGAAUCAAUGGGGUGGCUGUACAAUUAUACACAGUUAAACCAAAAAAAUGUGGUUAAUAUUGUCUCAAACUGAAGAUGCAGCAUCAGGAGCGAUUUGGGGUUCAGUAUCUUGCUCAAGGAAACUUCAACAUGGGUGCAAUGGCCGGGGAUUGAAACCCCAACCUCUGGGUUUGGAGACGAUGACUCUACCACUGAGCCCCCUAAAAUGUGUGACCAUACACUCAAAAUGUUGAUAUUGCUUGAAACCAGUGUAAAAAAUGCAACAAAUGCCACUGCAUGAAGAAAGAAAAAAAAUAAAAUAUUCCCAUCCACACAA
Messenger RNA from Hippocampus comes (tiger tail seahorse), 2807 nucleotides. RefSeq names its product NAD synthetase 1 (gene nadsyn1). Lineage: Eukaryota; Metazoa; Chordata; Actinopteri; Syngnathiformes; Syngnathidae. The record is from RefSeq and is a predicted model, not a curated record. Gene Ontology annotation, molecular function: NAD+ synthase (glutamine-hydrolyzing) activity; ATP binding; glutaminase activity. The transcript has 21 exons. Gene Ontology annotation, biological process: NAD+ biosynthetic process. The coding region runs from base 115 to 2214 and encodes 699 amino acids. Gene Ontology annotation, cellular component: cytoplasm.